CCCCUUCUAGCAGGAAUUGGGAAGGAAAGUUCAAAACUCCUUGGACCUGCCCAGUACAUUAUGUCAGCUGUCAAUGACACCAAAUUCAACUCUGCAGUGUUCCUGCUCACCGGAAUACCUGGGCAGGAAGAUGUUCAUCUCUGGCUGUCCAUCCUCUUUUGUUUCAUAUAUGUUAUUUCAAUAGUAGGAAAUUCAGUCAUUCUGUUCAUUAUUAAAACAGAUCUAAGCCUCCAUGAGCCCAUGUACAUUUUCCUUUCCAUGUUGGCUGUCACGGACCUUGGCUUAUCGAUAGUCACAAUACCAACGAUCCUGGGGAUAUUCUUGUUUAACUCAAGGGAGAUAAGCUUUGAUGCCUGUUUAGCCCAGCUGUUCUUCAUCCACUCGCUUCAAUUCAUUGAAUCCUCCAUGCUCUUGCUCAUGGCCUUUGACCGCUUCGUCGCUAUCUGUAGCCCGCUGAGAUAUGCUUCCAUCUUAACCCUGCAGAAAAUAGCCAAGAUGGGACUGGUGUGUGUGCUAAGAGGGUUGGCUGUAGUAUUCCCAGUCCCCUUUCUUCUAAAACGGUUCCAAUAUUGUCGAGCCAAUAUCCUCUCCCAUUCCUACUGCCUGCACCAGGACGUUAUUAAGAUGGCUUGUUCAGACAUCACAUUCAAUAGCAUCUAUGGCUUGGCUGUUACACUCUUAACAGUGGGUUUGGACUCGCUUCUCAUCUUCUUCUCUUAUGUGAUGAUCCUCAAAACAGUGCUGAGCAUUGCAUCCUCCGUGGAGUGCCUCAGAGCCUUGAACACUUGCGUCUCCCACCUCUGCGCCGUCCUGCUCUUCUACACUCCAGAAAUUGGCUUGUCUGUGUUACACAGAUUUGGGAAGGGCUCUUCUCCCUUGCUUCAGAUUCUCCUGGGCUACAUUUACUUGCUGGUCCCGCCUCUGAUUAAUCCAAUCGUGUACAGCGUGAAAAGCAAACACCUUCGUGAGAGGAUAAUCAGGGCGUUCAUCAAGUGA
This is a messenger RNA of Malaclemys terrapin pileata, 996 nucleotides long. Its product is annotated as olfactory receptor 51G2-like. Bases 61 to 996 code for a protein of 311 amino acids. The record is from RefSeq and is a predicted model, not a curated record. Gene Ontology annotation, cellular component: membrane. Gene Ontology annotation, molecular function: G protein-coupled receptor activity; olfactory receptor activity. The transcript is spliced from 2 exons. NCBI's taxonomy places the organism in Eukaryota, Metazoa, Chordata, Testudines, Emydidae. Gene Ontology annotation, biological process: G protein-coupled receptor signaling pathway.